Messenger RNA from Asparagus officinalis (garden asparagus), 724 nucleotides. RefSeq names its product small nuclear ribonucleoprotein E-like. The coding region runs from base 130 to 396 and encodes 88 amino acids. NCBI's taxonomy places the organism in Eukaryota, Viridiplantae, Streptophyta, Magnoliopsida, Asparagales, Asparagaceae. Gene Ontology annotation, cellular component: precatalytic spliceosome; U4/U6 x U5 tri-snRNP complex; U2 snRNP. Gene Ontology annotation, biological process: mRNA splicing, via spliceosome; spliceosomal snRNP assembly. Gene Ontology annotation, molecular function: RNA binding. The transcript is spliced from 6 exons. The record is from RefSeq and is a predicted model, not a curated record.
AGGCCAACCGAGAAGUCCGCGACCAAACACGCCCUCGUUGCUGUCUCUAGGGUUUUACUCCCCUCUCCACUUCCGACUCAUAAACCCUAACUUUCUCUAGAUUGCGGCCCUAGAGCAGCAGCAGCAGCCAUGGCGACCACCAGGGUUCAGAGGAUUAUGACCCAGCCCAUCAAUCUCAUCUUCAGGUUUCUUCAGAGUAAAGCUCGCAUUCAGAUCUGGCUCUUUGAGCAGAAGGACCUGAGGAUUGAAGGGCGCAUUAUCGGUUUUGAUGAGUACAUGAAUUUGGUUCUGGAUGAUGCAGAGGAGCUUAAUGUCAAAAAGAAAACCAGGAAGUCACUAGGGAGGAUUCUCUUGAAAGGAGACAACAUAACAUUGAUGAUGAACACAGGGAAAUGAUGGCUGACAAGUAUCUGUCUUGGUGCGUCAUGCAGAGGUUUGCACUGUGAAGUUUGCUUUUAUGUCAUGAUGCUUUGUUAAUAGCUUGGUCAUGUUUGCUACCGGUAGCCAUGGACCUUUAUACAAGUACUCGAAGGGGAUUUUUGAUUGGCUGCUAGUGUAAUUUCGCAAGUGUCGGUUGCAUUCAAUUGCUGCUGCAUGUAGUUUUAGUUGUAGUUGCUUGGUUCUGUUUUAAAAUUUAUAAUAUGCACUGAAGGCUUGAUCUUGGGUAAAAGGUUUCAUUGAAUUCUGUUGGUUGUUGGCCCCUAGUGGAAUGCAAUUUAAAUUC